CUUAAACUAUUCGGACGUGUUCAUACAAGUGUUCUUAGCUCGCGUAAUAACAAUACCAAAUAACCCGUUAUCAUAUUUCGCUUUUGUGCACUUUAGUGGAGCAUCAGCAUAACAACCACUUUGUAAACAAGGAACCGCUACAACAUACCAACAAACAACAAAAUGCCAACACAACCAGAGCCACCUGACAAAUCAACAAACAGAUUCGCAAUACUAAGCCAAUUUGACGACACCGAUUACACAUUUCCCACACUUACACAUAAACAAACACCACUUAACCAACCCAAAUACAUAACAAUUACAGCAGCCAACAAUGAACUACAAAAACUAAGCCCAUUCGUAAUAAAAAGAGCAAUAGACUCAAUAUCAACUCAAAUAGAAAACGUAAAGCAACUCAAAGACGGAUCAUUGCUUAUACUGACACGUAACUCAAGAGUAGCUGAGCGGUUUUUAAAAGUGAAAACACUCGGUAAUCUAUGCCCAGUGACAGUCAAAUACCAAGACAAUCUAAACAGAAUAAAAUGAGUAAUUUAUGCGCCCUGCCUAAAUUUUGUAAGCGACGAGGAAAUCAUACAAGAAUUAAAAAGUCAAGGCGUAAGAAACGUAUACAAAUUCACACGCACAUUUGAAGGCAAAGCAACUCCUACUGGAAAAAUUGUAUUAUCUUUCGAUCUUUACCACCUACCCAAAGACAUUGAUAUAGCAUGGUACAAAGUUAAAGUCACACCGUACUACCCUACCCCUAUGCGUUGCAAAAACUGCCAGCUCUUGGGGCACACAAAAACACGGUGUACUAAUCCUGCCACGUGUGAAGGCUGCAACCUUCCACCUCACUCCCCAACUGACUGUUCGCGCAAACAAUGCGCAAAUUGUGGCAACAACCACGCAUCAUCAGACAAAGAUUGCCCUAGAUUCAAACAAACCCAAGAAAUCCUAAAAAUAAAGACAACUGCUAAAUGCUCAAUGGGAGAAGCACGUCGUAAAUACAAUGAAACGAACCACAGAGAAUCCCGAAACAUACUUACUUAGACAUCACCAAAGGAAACAAACCAACAUCCACCAACAAGCCACCACCAACGCCUCCAACAGAAACCACAAGCAUUGCUAAACGCCCCGCUUCAUCCCCACCGACUAAAAUUAAUC
Molecule: messenger RNA, 1143 nt
Organism: Rhagoletis zephyria (snowberry fruit fly)
Lineage: Eukaryota; Metazoa; Arthropoda; Insecta; Diptera; Tephritidae
Source: RefSeq, a predicted model, not a curated record